Sceloporus undulatus (fence lizard) is the source of this 3811-nucleotide messenger RNA. RefSeq names its product ZFP64 zinc finger protein (gene ZFP64). The transcript is spliced from 6 exons. The coding region runs from base 38 to 2095 and encodes 685 amino acids. Gene Ontology annotation, cellular component: nucleus. NCBI's taxonomy places the organism in Eukaryota, Metazoa, Chordata, Lepidosauria, Squamata, Phrynosomatidae. Gene Ontology annotation, biological process: regulation of gene expression. The record is from RefSeq and is a predicted model, not a curated record.
GGGGGGGGCAUUUGCUUCCUCCUCGGCGGUGCCUGCCAUGAAUCCGAGCGUCGCGGCUGCCCAGCCCUUCGCGGGGCCCGUGCAGUUUCCAGGAGGCACCACCGUCUUAGUGGAGCUCACUCCUGACAUCCACAUUUGUGGUCUGUGCAAGGAGCAGUUCAACAAUCUCGAUGCAUUUGUGGCUCACAAGAGAAAUGGCUGUCACCUGUCAGGCACAACCUCUGGAGCUGCCAGUACAGUUCAGUUUGUGGCAGAGGAGACAGUACCAGCAACACAGACACAGACCCCAACCAGAACAAUCACUUCGGAGACUCAAACCAUCACAGUUUCUGCGCCAGAGUUUGUUUUUGAGCAUGGCUACCAAACCUAUCUACCUGCUGAGAACAGUGAACCUCAGACUACAUCAGUUGUCACCACUUCACCAAAAUCUCGCACCAAAAAAUCCAGCACAUCAGGGGCACAGAAGAAACUUAACUGCUGCUAUCCAGGUUGUCAGUUCAAGACAUCCUAUGGUAUGAAAGACAUGGAACGACAUUUAAGAACACAUACAGGUGACAAGCCCCAUAAAUGUGAAGUGUGCAGUAAGUGUUUCAGUCGUAAAGACAAGUUGAAAAUGCACAUGCGCUCCCACAGUGGGGUGAAGCCCUACAAGUGUAAAGACUGUGACUACGCAGCUGCUGAGAGCAGCAGCCUCAACAAGCACCAGCGCAUCCAUUCAAAUGAACGUCCUUUUAAAUGCCAGAUCUGCCCGUAUGCCAGCCGCAACUCCAGCCAGCUCACUGUUCAUCUCAGAUCUCAUACAGGAGAUGCUCCUUUCCAGUGCCAUCUGUGCAGCGCCAAAUUUAAAAUCAAUUCAGAUUUGAAGAGGCACAUGCGCGUGCACACCGGGGAGAAGCCCUACAAAUGUGAGUUCUGUGAUGUACGUUGUGCAAUGAAAGGCAACUUGAAAUCACACAUCCGCAUCAAGCACAAUGUGGAGAAUGCCUUCCAAUGCCCCAAGUGUGAAUUCCAGUGUGGGAACAAGACCAGCCUACGACAACACCUUCGCACCCACCAGCCUGAGCAACCAGUGAAGUGCCCCGAGUGCAACUACUCUUGUUCCAAUAAGGCCACCCUCAAGGUGCAUGAGAGGAUUCACUUCAAGGACCGCCCAUUCAAAUGUGAGUUCUGCCCCUUUGAUACCAAACAACGGAGCAACCUGACCACCCACAUGAAAAAAGCCCAUCGGGACACGGUCAAGGUCAAGAAGAAACCAGACAGUAAGUUAGAAGGUGAGCAACUGAAAGAAGGCAGCUCCAGGCAAGUGGCCAAAUUGGAGGCCAAGAAGGCAUUCAAAUGUGAUAUCUGCGAGGCUUCGUUUGUCCGAGAGGAUUCUCUCAGGAGUCACAAGAGGCAGCAUGUCGAGUAUAACGGGACCAAGAUUACUGAGCAGCCUAUUCUCCAGUUUCAAAUGGACCCAGCUAAGCAGGUUGGUGUUCCAAUUACUGUCAGUCACCUCCAAGUGCCCCUGCAUGCUUCAACCUAUAGUGAAGGACAGGUCAAGAUCAUUGUUGGACACCAAAUGCCCCAAGCCAGCAGCCUGGUUCAGGCAGCAUCUGUCAGUAUUGUGCCCCCUGCCUUAAUAAGCCAAAAUGAAGAAGAUAUUUCCAGUAAUAGCCAGCUGCAGAUCCUUCAGCAGGUGAGCUUACUCGCUCCAUCACUUCCAUCAGGGUCUGAGGCAGAAAGCAUUUCAGUGGACCAGCCAACAGUUCUCCUUGGAGCCCAUGAUCAAGCUGAUGGAAGUUCAUCAAACCAGACUCUGAUUCCCACCAUUCCAGUGGGGAACCAUGAUGUCUCGGCUAGCCAGGCCUUCAUCAAUGGAACUGGGAUCACCUGCUCAGACUUGGAAGGGCUCAGUGCUUUGAUUCAAGAAGGGGCCGGGGAAGUGACUGUGGUGACCAAUGAGGACCAGAGCAUCUCUGUGUCAACUUGCACUCACUCUCCACCCAUCUUUUCCUCCUCUUCUCAUCCAGAUGUGCCAAAGCAGGGCUAUUCCAUCAUUCAAAGGGGAGCUCAUGCAAAUUUGCUGUGUCCUGCAGACUCCAUCCCAGAUUAGAGAAAAGACAUAUAUUUAAAGCUCUGUAAGCUACAUAACAUUUUGUCCCCGAAGUGCAUUCUAGUUUAGCUGCUGAAUCAAACCUGGAAAGGUAUCCCUGUUGGAAAAAAAACACCUAAUCUUGCACAGCAUGCAUUCCUUAAUCAGUGCACAUCUUCAUACAUAACACAUGUGUGUAACAAACUCAGUAAUGUUGCCCCUUUCAUCAGUAAGGAGUAUGAAGGUUCUUCCAUAUUGAUCUAAAGCUAGAUUUCCCACUAUAUAGCUCCAUGGAUUUCCCAGGUUUUGCCAGUUAUUGCCUCUGCAUCUACUUGUCCAUUGUUUUAGAGGGCUAUUUAUAACAGUUUCUUGGAUCUGCACUAGGGCUUUUCCAGAUUAUUUUUUUUAAAAAACAACAACUAAGAAAUGGUUUCCUGAGGUAGUCCAGUAGUUUCAAGGAUGAAUUUUCUCCUCUGAAGUUUUAAAAAGGUUUCUUAAAGUUACAGUGCACAGCUGCCAUUUCACUGAUGCAGUAUAGCACUGUAGCUCUACCUUUUUUUUCAAAAGUUGAGAGAGUUGUUUUCCCUUCCAAUAUGUUCAAGCAUUAAAAAGAAAGCCGCUCGAGGAUUGGAACAAAAUGUUGUAGUUGGUGCUGAGCAUUACUAGAAAACAAUGUGAGACAAUGGCAGUUAGAUAUUCUAAAUAAACACUGCAAACUUCAGCAACAAAUACUAUAACUUCCCAAAAUAUUUGCCCCAUAUAGGAGCCAAGAGGCUUUGGGUUUGGUGCCACUCAGUGGUAAUAGUCUCAUUGCACAAGGCUUGGAUUUAUCCUGGGUUAUUUGAUAUCAUUUCUUUAGUAUGCAGUAAUGUUUUAUUCUCCAGUGAUGUUACUGAUUGGUCUUCAAUACUUCCUGUUCCUUGGAAGUUUUAGCCUUAAAGAAAUAUUCUGUUAAAAAAAGUUGCAUUGAAAAAUCUUCAAGCUUUACAGCCAGCUCCAGCCUUGAUGAAUAACCUAAUGUAGCUAUUGCUCCUUUUUGCCCUCAGAAUGUGUUGGAUUCCAGCUCCCAUCAUCCACACACGACAUAGGUAUAGAUGGAAGUGAUUGGGAUCCCCAGUAUCUAUAGGUCACUAGGCCAGGCAGAACAGACCUAAUGAAUUUUGUGGAAGAUUAUGUUUUAGCUGGUUUUGUUUCUCAGCUUUUAAAAUCAUGAUAAGUGUAUAAACAACAUUCCUGAUAUCUUGAAAGAAUGGAUGAAGUUUAGGCUGAACAUCUGUGCUCAGUUUUACAACACUAUAAUGAAUGAAUGACCAUUUCAAAUCGUUAGUAAUUUAUGAUAAAAAAAACCAAUUAAAAUGACAGCUUAUAUAACACAAGACCAAAGUAAAACUGUGCAAAUUAAGCAAAACUAUAAGCCUUCAGAUUAUUGAUCAGACUUUAGACAAAGAAACUGGUAGUAAAUGGAUACAGAGUUUCAGAAAAGUUUCUAAAAUAGAACAUGGAGCAGUGUGUGUGUGUGUGUGUGUGUGUGUAAUUUGGCUUCUUCAUCUUCAUGGCUGAUGGACAUGCAGAAGUUAAGCCUAGUGUGGAAAUAAUUACUAAGAAACACCUCAGUUACUGUAAGAUAUAGAGGAGAAGGCAUCCAAAGUACAGUGCUACCUCGGGUUACGAAAUUAAUUCGCCGUUCUGUUCGUAACCCGAUAAUUUCGCAACCCGAAAAGGCUUUCCGUUAGCGCU